Molecule: messenger RNA, 1068 nt
Organism: Trichomonas vaginalis G3
Lineage: Eukaryota; Parabasalia; Trichomonadida; Trichomonadidae
Product: regulation of vesicle fusion
Exons: 1
Coding region: 1-1068 (355 amino acids)
Biological process (GO): intracellular protein transport; activation of GTPase activity
Molecular function (GO): GTPase activator activity
Source: RefSeq, a predicted model, not a curated record
AUGGCAAGCACCCAGCCACCACCACAAUUCCAUGUGAUGCAGUAUAUAAUCUCUUCAAUAGACUCCCCAGAGAUAGAUAUUGAGCCAAUUCGUGGACGUUUGGCAUCAGGACUUGAUGAAUGUCCUCCUGACGAUAGAUGCUUGUCCUGGCUCAUUGUAUUAGGCGUAUACUCAAGCAGUCCAGCAGAUUGGCCAAGAAAAUUACAUCAACUUAAGCAAGAAUAUAACGGAUACAUAAAUGAUUUGAAAGUUGCAGAUUGGCACACCAAAGAUAUACCCACUGUUAUUCCAUACGAUGCAGAUUUAGGAUUAGCCAAUAAAGCUACAAUGCUUUUAAUUCACGAAGAUAUCAUACGUACAAGUCGUAGUAUUUUCUGUCUACCACCAUUAAGUGUUUCCCCUCCUGAAGGUGAGCAGAAUGAUGACAUCUAUUUUCUAUAUAGUUUCCAUUUUAGAAAGAUGGAAAGGAUUUUAUAUACUUUUGCAAUGUUGAACCCAUUUAUUGGUUAUAUGCAAGGUUUCAAUGAACUUAUACAACCAAUGUAUUACGUUCUCGUUCAAGCUCUUGAAUUAUUUAAUUUUGACUAUCAUACGAUUGAAGUUCUUUGCUUCAAUAUGUUUCUCAAGUUAAUGAUGAACACCAAUCUUGUUUCAUUUUUCCGUACAUCAAGCAAUGCUGGCACUUUAGCUCAACUUUCAGUUUUCACAGCUCUUUUGAACAAAUACCAGCCGGAUGCUGCUAGUGUCAUAGAGAAGCUCAAUAUUCAUACAGCGUUCUACGGAUUUCGUUGGUUUGCCUUACUUUAUUCACAAGAAUUUCCUUUGCCAGAUGUCAUAUGGAUCUGGGAUGCCAUUUUAAGUCAUUUUGACAAGGUUACAGACUACGCAUUCUACAUUGGCCUUGGAAUUAUUGAUCAAAUGAAAAAUAGAAUUAUGAAAUCUGAUUUUGCUUCUUGCAUAGCCAUGUUCCAGAACCUGAACGCGCAAGAUGUCAAGAAAUCCAUCAUUUAUGCUAACAAAUUAUGGAAAAAUUACAAAUCAGAUAAAAAGCGUUUAUUUAUUCAAUAA